AUGGAAGAUGAGAAGAAUAUUGGAGCAGAUAAGUGUCAGAAAUUGGUUGAGAAAGUUGAAAAGAGAAAGAAAAGGAUUGGAGCAGGAAGCGGUGAAAUGGAAAUAGGAUGGGGUAAAGGGAGAAAGAAAGAGAAAGGUAUGAAUUGGAGACUUGGCAAGGGUGAUACUAUUCUGUUUGGAUCACUGGCUCCAUGA
This is a messenger RNA of Prunus armeniaca (apricot), 195 nucleotides long. The record is from the annotation of a GenBank genome assembly. Lineage: Eukaryota; Viridiplantae; Streptophyta; Magnoliopsida; Rosales; Rosaceae.